Messenger RNA from Mesorhabditis belari, 525 nucleotides. The record is from the annotation of a GenBank genome assembly. NCBI's taxonomy places the organism in Eukaryota, Metazoa, Nematoda, Chromadorea, Rhabditida, Rhabditidae.
AUGCUGCGAGUGAUUGUUGUCUCAUCGCUGGCUGUGGCCAUUCUCGCACAAUUCAAUGGACAACAGAAUGGUCAAAAUGGUGGUGGCUUUAACGGACCUCAACCAAAUAACAAUAACAACAAUGGGGGAUUCAAUGGAGGAAACAAUAAUGGACAACAACCCUUCAACCCUAAUGGAAACAACAAUCAGCCCAAUCCAUUCAAUCAAGGAAGCAACAAUGGUCAAAACAAUGGCCAAAACCCGUUCAACCCAAAUGGAAAUGGAGGAUUCAAUGGUGGCAACAAUAACAACAAUGGUGGAUUCAAUGGAGGAAAUGGACAACCACCCAACAACAACAAUGGUGGAUUCAAUGGACAACAACCAAACAACAACAACAACAACAAUAAUAACAACGGCGGCUUCAAUGGAGGACCAAAUGGCAAUAAUGGCACGUGGACUCAACUCCAAACAAUCAUCUCGACCAUUCAAUCGCAACUCUCGAGCCUUUCAAGUCUCCUCCAGAACUACGGAAAUGGAUGGUUCAAU